This is a messenger RNA of Paramecium tetraurelia, 1465 nucleotides long. RefSeq lists its product as uncharacterized. Gene Ontology annotation, molecular function: serine-type carboxypeptidase activity. The record is from RefSeq and is a predicted model, not a curated record. Lineage: Eukaryota; Ciliophora; Oligohymenophorea; Peniculida; Parameciidae. The transcript has 2 exons. Gene Ontology annotation, biological process: proteolysis.
AUGUGGAAUAUCAUUUUAUUUGCGACAAUAGCAAUCGUGAAUGGAUAUUUAUCCUUUAAAGAAGGCCCCUAUGAUUACACAAAUGUCUUUCCCAGCUUUGGAGAGUUGCCAAGUGGCACAAAAUGCACUAAAGUAGAUGCUAAGAAAUUAAAUACACUUUUUGAUCAAAAUCAAAUAAUAUUUUCUGGUUAUUUAAGUGUCAUUGAAAAUAGCAAGUCUAGUUUGGGAUUCAUUUUUUAUGGCUCUGAAAAAGCAACUUAACUAUCGGAUCUCUCUAAAUAUCCAACAUUAAUCUGGCUAAAUGGAGGUCCUGGAUCAUCAUCUUAAUUAGGUAAUUUCAUGGAGUUAGGACCAUUGAUUAUGUAAGAAGAUGGUACAUUUACUAAAAAUAAUUAUGCUUGGAGUAAAGAAUACAACGUGAUAUUUGUGGAUUAACCUAUUGGAGCAGGUUUAGCAUAUCCUGAAAAACAAUCUGAUGUUCCUACUAAUUAACCAUAGAUUGGUUAGUAAUUUUUAUAUGCCUUAUUGCAAUUUUUAUACAAUGCCGAAGGAUGUGUUAAAAAAAAUGGAAUUCUCGGUUUGUAAAAAUCUCCUUGGUUUAUUUUUGGGGAAAGUUAUGCUGGAAAGUACGUUCCUACUAUAGCAAAGGCAAUAUUAGAUUACAACGCAAAGACUCAGGAACAAAUUCCCUUAAAAGGAAUCGGAAUUGGAGAUCCUUUUACAGAUCCAUAUGCAGUUAUUGCUGAAUAUGCUUCAUAUUCCUUCAACUUAGGUUUGAUUGAUGUUUAGGAGAGAGCUGAAAUUGAUUCUGUUCUAGUUUACGGAUUGAAUGAACUAAACAAAGGAAACUCAUUAAAUGCAAGAUAAGCCUUUGAGAAAUCCCUUGAUCUUAUUGGUUAAUAUGAUGGAGGAAUGAACGUUUACAAUGUAUUAUAAUACGGUAGCUACAAUAAUGCUAAAACCAAGAUCUAGGAAUAUUUGAGGGACCCUUUUAUCCUAAACUAACUAGGAUUAAGUGCUGAUUGGGUUUAUAAGAUAAGUAAUGGAGCAGAUGGUCCAGUGCAGAAGGCUUUGGCUUAUGAUUUCAUGUUGAGAGAUGUUGUCAAAACAGUGGAAGAAAUAUUGCCUAAAAUCCCAUUGUUUGUGUUUAGUGGAUAAAAUGAUUUAAUUUGUUCAACUCCAGGUACUUUAAGAUGGCUCUACGAUUUGAAAUAUAGCAAGAUUGAUGAAUACAGAGGAAAGGAUUUGGAGGUUGUUAAGCUUUUGGAUACUGAAAAAAUUGUAGGCUAUUACAAGUAAGCUGGCAAUCUUGAGUUGCAAUUAGUAAAUAAUGCUGGUCAUAUGAUACCUACAGAUCAACCUCAGGCUGCUUUGGAGAUGAUAGUGAAAUUUGUCAACAAGCACAAGAAUUGAUAUAAUUAAUUCAUCAAAAUUAAAUCAAUUCACAAUAAUAAAUAGAAUUAAA